Molecule: messenger RNA, 2705 nt
Organism: Panicum virgatum (switchgrass)
Lineage: Eukaryota; Viridiplantae; Streptophyta; Magnoliopsida; Poales; Poaceae
Product: zinc finger MYM-type protein 1-like
Exons: 3
Coding region: 41-2614 (857 amino acids)
Molecular function (GO): protein dimerization activity
Source: RefSeq, a predicted model, not a curated record
CGGCUCACCUGCUCCAGCGAGAUCGCCGCUCGCGCCGAGGAUGGACGGCAGCCCCGGGUCGCCGUCGCCGGAGACGGACGAGAUCGUCGUGAACCUGCCCACUGCUGCUCCAGAGCCUUGCGCCCAGCAAACGAAUGAAACCAAAGCAAAACCAAAAAGAAAGACACUUUUUUCUUUCUACAAGAAGGUGCCUACUGAAGGGGGCAGGGAAGAUGGUUUGGUUGAUCAAAUUUCUCAAUUAGAUGAAACUCCAGUAGCAGCUCCAAUUGUAUUACAUGAUGAAGCGACACCUGCACCCAAAGUUCCGAAAUUAAAUUCAGAUGGUAGUGUUUUGAUUGUGGAACGCGAUCCUGGUUUACGAGGUCAAAUUUGGGACUAUCCUGUUAAUGAACAAGAUCGAGCUCGCAGAAUAUAUGUUAUGCUUGGCCCAUAUCAGUUUGUGAAGGAUAAGUACCCAUAUUCUGGUCCAAAGUUGCAUCCACGUUGCUUUCAAGCUCAUUGGUUCAAAGAGUUUUCUUGGUUAGAAUACUCACCUGCAAAAGAUGCAGUAUUCUGCUUUCCUUGCUAUUUGUUUUCUAAGAAACCAUGUGGAAGGGCAGGAUCAGAUGCUUUUACGAUGAAGGGUUUUAAAUCCUGGAAAAAAGUGAAAAGUGGAAAGGAUUGUGCAUUCUUAUCUCACAUGGGAAGUGAUAGCAACUCUGCUCAUAGUUACAAUAUGACAUGUUACAAUAAUUUGAAAAAUCAACUUGGGCAUAUUGAUAAUAUGAUGGAGAAGAGAACAACUCUAGAAGUCAAGAGGAAUAGGCUUCGACUAAGAGUAACAAUUGACACAAUCCGGUGGCUGGCAUUCCAAGCUUGUGCUUUUCGAGGACAUGAUGAAUCUAAAGAUUCAAAAAACCAAGGUAAUUUUCUUGAGAUGGUGAAGCUUCUAGCUGAAUAUGAUGAUGAGGUCAAGGCAGUUGUAUUAGGCAAUGCUCCAGGUAAUGCAAAGUAUACCUCACCAACAAUUCAAAAAGAAAUCCUUGAUAUUAUGGCUUGUAAGGUGCAAAAGUUAAUUCGUGAUGAAAUUGGAGAUGCAAAAUUUUGCUUGAUCGUUGAUGAAUCAAGAGAUGAAUCUAGAAGAGAACAAAUGGCACUUGUUGUUCGUUUUGUUGACAAAGAUGGUUUCAUUCGAGAGCGCUUUCUAGAUAUUGUUCAUGUGCAUGAUACAUCAUCAGCAACUCUUAAGGAAGAAUUAUCCUCUUUGUUAUCUCACCAUGGAUUGGAUGUUCAGAAUAUUAGAGGGCAAGGGUAUGAUGGUGCUAGCAACAUGCGUGGAGAGUGGAAUGGGCUUCAAGCAAAAUUCAUGGCAGAGUGUCCUUAUGCAUAUUAUGUCCAUUGCUUUGCUCAUCAACUACAACUAGCUCUUGUUGCUGCAUCUAAGGAAGUAGCCGAGGUGCAGAAUUUUUUUGAUCAUCUCACAUUUGUUGUCAAUUCUGUUGUGUCUUCUAGUAAGAGAAAUGAUGACUUGCAUGCUAAUCAAGUGGCUGAAAUGGAACAUCUCAUUGAACUUGGUGAGCUUGAAACCGGGAGUGGAGCUAAUCAAAUUGGGACUUUGAAGCGGUCUGGUGAUACUAGAUGGAGCUCCCAUUAUGAUUCAGUUUGCAGCCUUAUAAAAUUGUACAAACCUACAUACUUGGUUCUCAAGGAUAUUGCUAAUACAUCAAGUAAUACACCAACAAUUAGAGGGAAGGCUGCUGGUGCUAUUAGAUUGAUGAUGACAUUUGAGUUUGUAUUUAUCUUGCAUGUUGUAAAAGAAAUCAUGGGAGUCACGGACCUACUCUGUAAGAAGCUGCAACACAAAUCUCAAGAUAUUGUGAAUGCUAUGGAUGAUGUUGCAACUACAAAAAGGUUGAUUCAGGACUUGAGAGAUCAAGGAUGGACCAAGCUUAUUAAUGAUGUGACCUCCUUUUGCAGCAAGCAAGGGAUUGUUGUUCCAAAUAUGGGAGACCGCUAUGUGGAUUUUAUUAGAUCCCGUGAAGAUGACGAGACUACCGUUGAGCAUCACUACAAAUAUGAUAUCUUCACAGUUGCAAUUGAUCAACAAUUACAAGAGUUGAAUAGCAGGUUCAGUGAACAAGCAACAGAGCUUCUCAUUUUGUGUACAUCUUUGGAUCCAAGUGACUCAUUCAGCUCAUUCAACAUCGAUAAUGUGUGCUCUUUAGCUUCAAAGUUCUACCCUGCUGACUUUACCGAACAAGAGAGAGCAAACUUGAGAUGUCAGCUACGCCAUUAUGAGCUUGAUGUACCUAGCAAUCCAAGGUUUCAAAAUUUGACAAGUGUAGCUGAUCUUUGUCGUCGACUUGUUGAAACUAAAAAAGUAGAUGAUUAUCAUUUGAUUGAUAGGUUGAUUCGCCUUGUUCUUACUUUGCCAGUCUCAACUGCAACUACAGAGCGCGCAUUUUCUGCAAUGAAACUUGUGAAGACUAGGCUCCGAAAUAAAAUGGAAGAUGGAUUUCUAAGAGAUUGCUUGGUGCUCUAUAUUGAGAAAGAGAUAGCAAUUAAAAUCACAACGGAUUCAAUUAUCGAUGAUUUCAAUGCAGUUAAGGAGCGUGCGGUUAGAUUCAAAGACUAAAGUAAGUUAUAUUGACCCUUUUGCCAACAAUCUUUUGUAUGAACAAUCAGUUCCAUAAUAUAUUUGUACAUGGUUCUGCAAAUUAUUAGAA